UUCGCGGGUAGAGCAAAGCUCAUAAAUGGGCUUCACGGUCCUGCAUCCUCCGGUACUUGCCAGUUAACUACGAUACCUAUCGUCCGCAAGUCGGACUCUUAGUUGAUUUACUCUAAACCAGAGACAACCAGAUCAGAGUGAUUGUUUUACAACCGUGUUGAGUGUACGCGGUUUUGACAUUGGAGACGAAGCACUUCAUCCGCCAGCCGAUCGACCAUGUAAGUCCGACGGGCUGGUAAACGAAGAUGGCGCCAAACCUCUUGGGUAGUACAGCGACGCUGUUCCUCGAGGCGACGCAACAGGAUAUCAGACAAUCUAAAACGCCAGAAUCAGUUCCGUCAACGUCGAAAAGCACAGCGCAAACAGCGCAAACGAGAGACGAGCCCAAGUACAAGUGGAGAAUAGUUUGGCGGAACGUCAUAGCGUUCCUCUACCUUCACAUCGGAGCUCUUUACGGAUUCUACUUAUUUUUUGCCGGUGCAAAGUUUCUGACCCUGAUUUGGACGUUGGUGGUUGCUGCCCUUGGUGCUGUUGGUGUCACGGCCGGUGCUCAUCGUCUCUGGGCGCACAGAGCAUACAAAGCGAAAUGGCCAAUGCGUCUGAUUCUGAUGAUAUUCCAAACGUUGGCAUUCCAGAACCACCUCAGCGAAUGGGUUCGCGAUCACAGGGUCCACCAUAAAUUUACGGACACGGAUGCCGAUCCGCACAAUGCUAAAAGGGGUUUCUUCUUCUCGCACAUGGGAUGGCUGCUGGUCCGUAAGCAUCGGGACGUGAUCGAGAAGGGAGCGACAGUCGACGUGAGCGAUCUUGAAAGCGAUCCAAUAGUCGUCUGGCAAAGAAGGUUGUACGUCAUCCUCAUGCCUGUAUUCUGUUUCCUUAUACCAACCUGGGUACCUUGUCGUUUCUGGGGAGAAACUGGAAUGAACUCUUGGUAUUGCGCCACCGUUUUUCGCUACACUUUGUCACUGAACCUGACUUGGCUUGUCAAUUCGGCAGCCCAUAUUUGGGGCACUAAACCAUACGACGAUUCUAUCAGCCCGACGGACAACGUGCGCAUAGCGCUCGGAGCUUUCGGGGAAGGAUGGCACAACUACCACCACGUAUUCCCGUGGGAUUACAAAGCAGCUGAGCUCGGAAAUUACCGGGCAAAUUUCACGACCGCUUUCAUAGACUUCUUUGCGUGGCUUGGACAGGCCUACGAUUUGAAAACCGUGCCGCUUAAUAUGAUUAAGAAAAGGGCAGCCCGUACCGGCGACGGAACGAGGAUCGAUCGAGAUGAACAUUACGGGCACUCGCACGAAGGCGCGAUAUGGGGUUGGGGCGACAUAGACAUGCACACCGAGGACAUUCUUGAUGCUCAGAUAACAAACAAAACCGACUAGAAGAGGCUUCCUGGUUUGAUCGACGUCUGGGUUGCUUUGAUCUUUGUACAAUCACUGCGUUAUAUUCACGUCUCGCGUUAGUUUCUCAAUAUGAUACGAUACGGUAAUAUACGGUUACGUUCUGGGAAGAACGCUGCGAGAGAUCGGGUACCCGGCUGGGACGUAACAAUAUAUUGCUUGUAAUUGCUAUUCUGAUCUGAGUGUCUGAUACACUCGACGAUGACCGAUCGACUGCAGUCGAUGCAUGAAAUUUAAUUAAAUUUGACACGUACCAAAGAAUCGCGGCAAAACUACGCGAAAUAUAACAUCUUUAUUUAUUUUUUUCUUAUUAUUCAUUAAUGUCAAAACCACUUACAAGGUUUUGUUGUACUUUGACCGCAAAAUUUUAUAUCCAUUAUUCGGAAAUGGAUCGAUUGCAACGCAUCCAUUCAUUGCGUUUGCAUAUGCAUGAUUCGCGUCGUGAACCAAAAUUUGUUAAAGCUGAUCCCAACAAUGAGAUCAAUGUGUGUUAUUAUGGACAGUAUAACGACUGAAGUUGAGAAUAGAUUUAGCUACGC
Molecule: messenger RNA, 1939 nt
Organism: Neodiprion fabricii
Lineage: Eukaryota; Metazoa; Arthropoda; Insecta; Hymenoptera; Diprionidae
Product: acyl-CoA Delta-9 desaturase-like
Exons: 6
Coding region: 246-1382 (378 amino acids)
Biological process (GO): unsaturated fatty acid biosynthetic process
Cellular component (GO): endoplasmic reticulum membrane
Molecular function (GO): iron ion binding; stearoyl-CoA 9-desaturase activity
Source: RefSeq, a predicted model, not a curated record